GCCCGCGCGAGGCGCCAGAGCCGCCACCGCGAGGCGCUCCUCAGGUCGGCAAGCUGCGCGGAGGUGCAGGGUCAGGAGCCGGAGCAGGUUCCGGAGCUUACGCCGCUGACGCCGACAGCGGACGGGGGCACCGCCUGCUUCUCGCGCAAGAUGCAGGAGGCAAACAAAGUGAGGAGGGGCACCGAGCACAACAUCCACGUGGUGCAGAAUCGCAUUAAGUACAUGCAGCGCGAGGAGGAGAAGAUCUGGCGGGAGCUUGACGGGGCGAAGAGGCAGAUGACCAGAAUCGAGGAGGGCCGCUCGAGGCUGCUCGAGAGGAAGCUGUGCGAAGGCGCCCUGAGGCUGGAGCGGGACUCCACGAUGGAGCGCAACCGCUCCCGCGCCCUGAGCCACAGGGACGAGGCCUCCGAACAGAAGAGGCGGGCCCAGUUCGAGGCGAUGCGCUCCAAGCAGGUCGCGGGCAUGCAGCAGCGCGAGGCGUCGCAGGAGCUACUGCGGAAGAGGCAGCUGGAGGCGGACAAGGCCCGCAGCGCGGCCCGCGACCGCGCCGCGGCAGUCCAGCGGGAGUACGAGCAGGGCCGGCGGCGGCUUGAGAUCGAGCGGCACGAACUAUUUUGGGACCCGAAGCUUGAUGGGAUCUACAAGUUUCUGAAGGACACAAGGUUGCCGCCCAACUCAGUCUGGCAGGGCGGCUACGGCAAGAGUCUGGCGCAGCCUCCUGGGGACAUCAAGGGAGGCAAGGGCCACAGUUUCGGCUACGUCGACCCAGUUGCCAAGGGAGGCAAACCUGCUGGCCAGACCCCUUUGUCGGAGCCCAAGCUGUCCAUGGAAGAGUACCAGCAGAUGGCCACUUUCUGCGAGAAGCUCGGUGACUUGGAAGGGGCUAAGAGGGCUCGCGUUGCGGCUCAGGCUCUGGCGCCCCGCCCUCAGCAUCACGAGCCCCUUCAGGUCCAGCUCUCUCGUGCGCAUGGUCACGCUCGCUCGGUCGAGAAGAAGCUGGAGGCGGCCGUCCUCAAGUUCGAGUCGAUCGAGGAGCAGUUGGAGGCUCAGAAGUCCCAUGUGCUAUCCUUGCGUGAGGAGCUGGCGGCCGCCGAGAAGCAGCACAGCGCCCUCUUCCACCGCCUGCACUCGGAAUACGUCGACGGGCCGUCCGCUGAGAGGGCCAAGCUCACCAUCGACGACAUGCUGGACGACACCAAGUUGGAGGCUUGGCUGGACUUGUCUGCAGAGUCGCUCUUCCAUAUGGGCGAGCUGGAGUUCGAGCUUAGCGAGUCGGACAAGCAGGAGCUGCAGAGCAGGGCGACGCAGCUUCGCGAGGGCAUCACCGCCAUGGCCGCCAACCUGUUCAAAGAGUCGAAGUCCAAGGUGGAGGCCAUCAAGGUGGAACACCAAGCCCACCUGCAGCGCCUCAAAGACGAGAACGAGAAGAAGCGGAAGACCAACGCUGGUGCUGCUGUCACGGUCCCUGCCGCUUCGGGUCCUGUCGUCGGCCCUGGCAAGGGCAACGCAGCACCUGCUGGAGGGGAAGAUGUGCAGGCGGCCAACGCGUGGUGUAUCAAGAGGGGCUGGAAGUCCCUCUGGUCCGAGGCUGAGAAGACCGAGGCCGACACCUCGGCGGGGGCGGCCCUGGACAAGGUUAAAAAACAGGAUUUCUGGGGGGCCCACAAGCUCUUGGGUCCGUUGUACCAGGCGUGGGCGGACCGAGCCGAGUCCGACCUCGUGCCGAUUCUUGGGGCCGAGCUGCUCAAGAAGGGCUGUCGUGGGUCGGGGCCUCAGUUGGUCUGGCGCUCACUCCUCACUGCCGACGGCCGCAGUAAGUACCCAGAGCACCGAGCUAUUCGUUGGCUGGCGGCUCAGUGGCAUGCCUUAGUUCUUGCUCGCCGUGCAGGCGACCUCCGUUUGUCGGAUAAGCUGGGCCUCUUGCUUUGCCAGCCGCCGACGCUCAUCGCGCAGCACAUGGGCUCCAGGACCCAAAUUUUUUAUCGUGCUGCUCGCAUAGCUGGCGCCUCCGACCAGACGAUUGAAGUCAUUGAGGAGUUUGAGCUUGAGUUAAAAGAUGAACUCGAGGCCGCCAACAAGUUCUUCGCCAAGCAGGGAGGCCGCAGCGAGCUCGGGAUAUCGGGCCAGAGCCCGAGCCUGGUUGCAACGAACGUCCCCUCUGCAAGCCCGCGCGUGGUGCGGGCGCCUGGCGAUGAGAACGAGGCCACCGGAGUGGCCUGCCAGGGUGCACACCACCGAGCGCUACCAGACAGCGCGUUUCAGAGGGCCCUGUCGUACACUCCGCGUUGCUCCGCGAGCCGUCCAGACCCGGAACUCCGCGCUCCGCACCACAGCACCAGCCCCGCUCCCAAUAAAGCUGAGCGCGGUCGCGGCGCGGCCAAGUGCAGCGUCCCAGUCGGCCUCGACUCCAGGCAACCGUCCUGGCCCGACGGCUGCGCCACCCAGCCAGCGCGGGGAUCCCCAGCGAGAAGCGCCUAUCGCGCGCCCCUCGUGCGCCCCGCAGGCGAUCCACCGGGGGGCUCUGCGGUGUGGCGGCAGGGUGCCCAGGCCCCUUCGCGUCGUGAGGAGGGCCGGGCCCGCCCGCCAGGGAGCCCCCCAGCGGGGCCGAUGGCUGGGGCCCUGCGGAGGGGUGGCUACCUGGCGCUGGGCGCCGCCGGCGCCGCGGCCGCGGCUGGAGGCCCGCGCCGCGGCGGCGGCGGCAGCGAGCGCAGGUGGUCGACGCCCUGGCAGACCGGCGGGCUCGCGGGCCACGAGCGCCCGGCGGCGCUCUGCUGCGGUGGCGCGACCGCCAAGCCUCGCUUCGUGCGCGAGGGGGACUUCACGCCCAGGACGAUGAUGGAGAUCGCAUCCGAGGUGGACUUCAGGUCCAUGCUCACGGAAGGCAGCUUCCUCUUCGAGGGCGUGGCUGGCAACAUCAUCGAGCGGCUGGGGUUCGGCGACAAAGUCUUCGUCACGAAGGGCACCACCCUGAUAGAGGCGGGGGCCGACAACAGCGAUGUCUUCGUCGUCGGCCACGGCCUACUCUCGGUGUGGGUCGGCGGCGUGAGGGUGGCGUCCGUGGGCCCUGGCCAGGUCAUCGGCUUGUACACGCUGCUGAAGAAGACCCACGCGAGCGCCAGUGUGAGGGUUGAUUCGGAGGUCGCCUACGUGCUGGUGCUCCGCCACAGCUACUUCAUGAGCUGCUUCGAGGGCUCGCUGGAGGUGGUGGAGAGGAUCCGAUGAAGAUGAUGCUGCGGCAGAGGGAGAUGGAGAAUAAGGCUGCGGCGAUGGUGAGCAACGUGCAGUGAUCGACUGCAUGGCAGCGUGCCCAUUUUGUUUUUUUCCUCCGGAGGUGUGGAGGUGGAGGAGGAGGCGGAGGUGCCCUUAGGAGGUGCCCUUAGGAGGUGCCCAGGCCCCUUAUGUUUCAAGUUUUUCAAUGGCGGGCUCGGCCGGAAACUUUUUGCCCCGCGCGAGCGGCGGCGCCCCGCGUGCAGCGGGCACAGCCCCGGCUCCUCAGCGGCCAGCGGAGGGGUGGCAGGGGUCCGCGGUGGAGGCCUUCCGAGGGUCGCCCCCCUGCUUCGAUAGGGGCACGUCCGGGGCUCGUCUGGAUUCC
This is a messenger RNA of Prorocentrum cordatum, 3592 nucleotides long. NCBI's taxonomy places the organism in Eukaryota, Dinophyceae, Prorocentrales, Prorocentraceae. The record is from the annotation of a GenBank genome assembly.